Drosophila sulfurigaster albostrigata is the source of this 981-nucleotide messenger RNA. Its product is annotated as oxidoreductase-like domain-containing protein 1. The transcript is spliced from 3 exons. NCBI's taxonomy places the organism in Eukaryota, Metazoa, Arthropoda, Insecta, Diptera, Drosophilidae. The coding region runs from base 145 to 492 and encodes 115 amino acids. The record is from RefSeq and is a predicted model, not a curated record. Gene Ontology annotation, cellular component: mitochondrion.
UUUGAAAUUACGAGCUGCGGUCACACUAACCGGCUGUUAUUGUUGCGCAAACUAUGUUGUGUUCUCAAAAUUAAUUUCGUUUAAACUUUUAUUUAGUUCAAUAAAGGUGUUUCUUUGCAUGCCGUGCACUCUGAUCUAAGCCCAAUGCCUGCUCCUCUGUGCUUCAGAUCGGCGAGAUGCCUUCUUUUGGGCCGCCUUGGAUCAGUUUUUCCGCUCAGACAGCUGGCAGACAAGGGUUCAGAUAUAGUGAUUCCUCCCGAACCCACGACAUGUUGUAUGUCGGGUUGCGCCAAUUGUGUUUGGAUCGAAUACGCCGAAACUCUGUCAAAAUUAUUGGGCGAUAAUGAUGAGCGUGCACGUGAAAUUGUUCUGUCUAAGAUCCAAGAUCCCAACUUGAAAAUGUUUCUAAUGGUGGAACUGCAGAACAUGAAACGGCUUCGGGAACAAAAAGCAGCUGCUGCCAAAGAACAACCCAAGGAAACACCUAAAUAGUUUGAACUAAAGCUCAAAAUUCCCAGUUAUUAUGGAACUCAGGUCUUAAAUUGAAAUCUGCGCAUAAUUUAAUGAUCCAAAAUUGGAAUUUAAAUGAUGUUUCAUCUAUCUAAUCAUUUAAUUUAGUAUCUUGACCUAUUCGAUUAAAUUAGUGUAGUUAAAUUGAGAAGAACUUUUCUUACUCUCAUUAGGAUUCGGGUUUUGAAUUUUGACUCACUUUUAAAACUGUUUUACUUAAUGAAUUUCAGUAGAAGAGAAUUUCUAAAACUUUAGCUUAGCUUGUUAUUAUUUUCAGGAAUUGAUGUACAAAUUUUGUGUAUAUAUUUUAAAGUCAAUCUUGUUGAUUUAACCACGUAUUAAUUUGGAAAUGUUCUUAGGUUUUAAUUAAGAAACUUUUAAAAAAGUUGUAAAACUUUAUGUAUGUAAAUAUAUUUAACUGAGUUUAGUUCUUAAUAAAACAAAUUAAACAUAUCUCCGAUUUGUUUAAAU